Ilyonectria robusta is the source of this 792-nucleotide messenger RNA. RefSeq lists its product as uncharacterized. Lineage: Eukaryota; Fungi; Ascomycota; Sordariomycetes; Hypocreales; Nectriaceae. The transcript has a single exon. The record is from RefSeq and is a predicted model, not a curated record. The coding region runs from base 140 to 655 and encodes 171 amino acids.
GUGGUUGAGGACACAAAGUGUGCGAUACUCAACACCAGAGCGUGGUCGAACGAAGCCGUACUGUAUGUAGUGAGCCACGGCCCCUGACAAACCGGUGAAUCGCUACCAACCACAGCCGGCCUGCGUCCCCGAGUACCGGAUGCCUCUCAUGGGGGCGCCAAACCUGCAUUGCCCUAACUCAUCAAAUGUACUCUUCUCGUUGGGCGAGAUGAGGGGACCCCUGCCCCGCGGAGACGAUGAUGUCCUGCAGAGGCUGCAGCGCACGACGCCCACGGCGCACGGCUGCAGUUCGUGGCCGAGACUAAUGCUCAGGGCAACCCCCCCUCGUUCUGUGAGCCAGUCUGUAUCCUGUCACCGCUCCUCGGCGGUCUCUAGCGAACCACUGGCGAGUGGCCAAAAGCCCAGGACGCUUGGGGCCUUUCAGAGGCUGGCACAGGCCUGGCACGCCUCGUCGAGAGCGCUUUGGUGUGUAAAGGCUCGUACGAUUUGUUCUCCACCUCCCGCCUCUCGGCAAGGAAGCGCCAUGAGCGGAACCCUGCGCGCGAGCGGGUCGUCAAGUGUGUACACGGAGCCGACAAAUGGUGAGCACAGGGCGGUAUUCGCCCUAGGCGGUGCCGGGCAGGGCAAUCUUUUCGUCCCAUAUUCCCAUAUGUAGCAAUUGCUGCCGGUUGGGACACCGAGAGGUCUGCCAGGUGGUGGAUUUUUGGUAGGUGGGUAGCGACAGUUAGGCUGGUCGCGUGAGAACCUCGAGUCGACUGCAGUGCCUGCCGCCUGGGUGACGGGGAGAAAACC